This is a messenger RNA of Seminavis robusta, 489 nucleotides long. NCBI's taxonomy places the organism in Eukaryota, Bacillariophyta, Bacillariophyceae, Naviculales, Naviculaceae. The record is from the annotation of a GenBank genome assembly.
AUGAACAAACAAGAACGCGCCAAUGAUGACGAUCCUUUGGUGCGGCUAAGUGUAUCGGGCAAAGCCUACACACUCCGAAAAGAGGUACUAGUGGAAACUGACUGGAUUUUAUCUAAGAUUGUGGACAGCGAUAUUCCAUGGAAAACGUUCGAUGAGGGAAGAUACUUUGUGGACGCGGAUCCCAUCGCUUUCAAUUGGGCACUUCAUUUCAUCCGGACCCAGUCCUUGCCGCAAGAACUCACAUCGGCGGAAUUGGAAGUCAUUCGAUCUUUGGCCGACUUUUUGUGCUUCACGCCACUUUUGGAAUACGUCCGAGGUCUCACACCGGCUCAGGAUCGGCUACGGAAUGCGAUUAUUGAGUCGAAGAUCGAGCUCAAAAGUGACAUUCGUGAGCUGAGAAGAGCGGUUGAAACACACGUUGCGGAACUGAAUAACCAACUCGACGAGCAGGCGCGAUUGACACGUAGGGUGCUUUUGGAAAUGGACUGA